Messenger RNA from Clonostachys solani, 267 nucleotides. The record is from the annotation of a GenBank genome assembly. NCBI's taxonomy places the organism in Eukaryota, Fungi, Ascomycota, Sordariomycetes, Hypocreales, Bionectriaceae.
AUGGGGGCAACACUGCAGGCGUACCUUGCUACUGCUGCUGCUGGUGAUCCUAUCCUUGCCUGCCUGCCGUCUCCUAGAGCAGAGCCCAGACGAACUGGCUGGCACAGCCAUGAACGCAUCAGCACUCUCCUGUUCCUCAGAGGCCGCACUGCUCUGCAGCCAACUCGCUCAAAGCUACGUCUAGCCACACCCGCUGUCCAUUCCAACUCCGUCCUGGCAAGGGGCCAAAUCACCCUGGGACCGUUGCAUUGGGUCUACUACCACUAG